ACAGGCCAUAUGACUGAGUCAAGCUCAGUUGUUAGUUUGUAGCCGAGUUGAGAUAAGGCUUUCUGGGAAACACAGCCUGGUUGGACGGCAUUCCAUUUAGAAAUAACCAUGUCUGCUCAGCAGCUGGGACUUUCUCUGACACCCUAAGAAACUUGGAUACACAAAGUCAGCUUUGCAAGAUGUCCCUGAUGGCCAUGUCUGCCCCUCGGUCGUCUGUGUUUACAUUCGAGUCUACACUGCAUUCCUUCCAUGUGCUGCGCUGCCUGGACGAGCAGCGCUGCCGGGACGUGCUGUGUGAUGUUACGGUGGUGGUGGAGGGUCAGAGUUUCAGAGCCCACAGCUCGGUACUCGCUUCCUGUAGCGAGUACUUCGCGCAGAGGAUCUCGUCUUCCCUCACACAGCACGGAGCCGUGAUCGUCCUGCCACAAGAGGUGACAGUUGCUGGCUUUGAACCGUUGCUGAAGUUUGCCUACACAUCCAAACUGCACCUUGGAAAAGACAAUGCCUUAGAAAUUCGCAACUCAGCUUCCAUUCUUGGUUUCAGAGACCUAGAUGAGGCAUGCUUUGAUUUCCUUCUCCCAAAGUUCCUCAGCAAGGGCCCAAAAAAGACCUGUUGCAAGAACAAAUGCGAGGGGCAAUCAUCAAAAGAGAAAUGUGGCACAGACACUGACGAUAUAUUCUUGGACGAGAAAGAAGUAAAACCAGUGGCUGACUCACCACCUCCGCAGGAAGUGGUUUGGGACUGUAACAAAUCCGUGAAGAACAAAAUGGGAAGUCAGAACAGCGCCGACAUUCUUACACCUGUAGCUGACGGAACAAAGGAGUAUUUUGUACAGUGUCCAAAGUAUCGCAAGUUCCAACUAGCUUGUGGGAAGGAAGCUUUUGUCGCAGAGAAAAGUCCAGCUGCUCCAGUAAAGGCAACCAGGGGUGACUCUGUCCUGUCCUGCUCCAGCAUUGCAAACAGUAAGAAUGAAACUGAGACUGAAUUUCCCGAAAAUGCCUGCAAACAGAGCAGAGGACCGGCUGAUGAGCCAUGGAAAACUGAAAUGCAUGACAGGCAAACAGUGCACUGUGUGGGUAGAAGGGAAGUUGAUAUGGUUAAGAAAGACAGAAAUGAAAGACAGGGCAAAUGGGAUGAGAUGGUAAGAGAGAAUGGUGCUACAAAGAUGGAAGAAGAAAUGAAGCUUACCACUGGAAUCAGCUCUUCAGACUUAUCCAGAGCACUCUCCUUAGAAACCAGCGCAGUACUUGGUGAGAUGUCAGCAGGGUUAAUAUUGCACCACCGUCCCCGGAAGGCCUUAAAUGAGAGCCCUGCCAUUGCUAGUUCACUGGCGCAUGAGAGGUUCGUCAUGGACUUUAUAGAAGACAAGAAAGCAAGGGACCAUGGUGUACCAGCUUAUAUUCAUCAAAAGGCAGAGGAACAGAUAGAAGCUGAGGGAAAAGGAACAUGUAACUUCUGGCAUCAAGGACGGAAAGAGGGACCAAUAGGCAGUAUGGAAAGAGCAACCCCGUCAGUGAAUACUUCCAGAGAAAGUGAAGCGGUCGAGCACAUGAACUUCCAGGACUCUGAGGAAGGAGGUUCGGCUGAUACUGGGAGCGGAUGGGCUCAGAGCUCAUCUUCAGAGUGGCUGAAGCUGCAUAGUUCCACCAGAGCCAACUGUCCCUUUUUACAGGAUAUGGACCAAAGAAAAAGUUUACCAAGGCUGUCUGAGUGCGAGGGAGCAUCUCAGUCAGGCGUUUCCUCCUUAAACUCAGGGGAGGAUGGAGACUCAGAGACAGAAACGGAGGGAGACAGUGAGUCCUCCACAAGGGAGAGAGCCAGGCAGAUGCAGUUGCCCUACUCUGUAGACUGGAUAGUGGAUCUGAGUCGAAACGACUUCCAGCAGCUGCUUAAGAAGCAGGUCUUCACACGGGAACAGCUGGAGUUUGUCCACGACAUGAGAAGGCGCAGCAAAAACCGCCUUGCAGCUCAGCGUUGCCGCAAGAGAAAACUAGACUGCAUAUAUAAUCUGCAGUGCGAAAUCAACAAGCUGAAGACAGAGAGGGAGAAGCUGAUGGUGGAGAAGAGCCAACUGAGCCAGCUGAAGUUGAAAACAUGUCACAGUGUCUCUGCCUUGUGCCAGAGGGUCUGCAACGAAGCAAAUCUACAGCCAGAGCAGCUGCAGGUGUUAACCAAAUACACGUCCCCAGACUGCCCUCUGUCCUCCUUAUUUUCCCACAUAGACACACUUCUUUCACAGCAUGGGAUGCCACUCCAACCCCAGGGAUUGCUCUCGGCCUGUUCUGUGGGCCUUGAUAAGUAUAUGACUGAGGAGGCUCCGUCCAGCUCCGGCAGCAACACAGUCACAGGAUCACAUCCACUGUAGAUAUACCUACAGCGCACAUGCUGCACAAAAACCCAUAGGAAGACUGUGCCUGAGCUCAUGAUUUCAGACUGCACUGUACCUCGUAUCAUACUGGAUUUCAGGACAUUACCACGUUGCCUGAGCACAGGUUGCAGUGUCAAGCAGUGACACAUGAUCCAGUCCAGGCCGUAAUCAGCAGAUGUUCUAAUUUACUUGCUACCUUUUCAAUUUAAAAUGUAUAUUGAGAGGUUGGGAAUGCAUUUCUGGUGUUCAGCACCAUUUAUUUUGCUUUUCCCCUAAUUAUACGCCUUUGACAGAGUUCCGUAGCAAAUAUUUUCAGCAUUGUAAAUAACAAAUUCCGAUUUAUAUUCAGCUUAAAGGGGAAAACAAACCUGCACACAGAGAGGUGCAUGUUGAGAGUGUUAUCAUUUUAGCAGUUAGAAAUUCAUAGGUUUAAAUCAAAAAGAACAAUGGUCUUUAUAACUGUAACAUACUCCACUGCUUGAUUACCUCAGGAUGACUAAAAAUGAAUCCUUAUAUGUACUUUAAUUGUGUUAAAAAGGAUUUUAUAUGGUUUGAUACCAAACAAUUCUCAGGAAUCUGGAUCAAACAUGUUCCUGUAAACAGGAAAAUUGAGCAUACAUUACCUCUUGCAGACAGUGUUGGUUCUGCCCUCUCCUACAGAGUGCGACACACCACAGCAUUUUGCACCAAAACCACACAACUCAACAAAAAAGACUUGACAUAGUGUGCCAUGUUUACCUUUUGGUUUAAUGUCUGGCUCUCUUUCUUUUCUUUUUUUUCCCCCCUGACUGUCAUUGUGGUCACCUCUCACCAGCUCACCACAGUGACACAGCUCUUUUAAGUUGCACACACCUCACACAGCUUUGCUUUGACUCACUAAAAACAGACCUCACAAAUUUACUCAAAUAUAUUAAGUAGUUCUGUCUAAAGAAACUGCACUUUAGCAAAGUUUUAACCCCUGAACAAAACACAGGUUUAGGAGAAAAGCUGCCUCUAAUGAAUAUAUUUGAACAAACCAACAUUUUUUUUCUGGCCUGGUUUCUUCUAACUUUUAUUAGAUGGAAAUAUUGCUUGCUAGCCACAAACGUGUUAUCUUCACCACCUUUAUCUAAAUUACUGCCCAAGGACCAAGUAAACAAGUCCCUUUUGGAUGCAGUACAAGCAGUUUUAUGCUCGUUAUGUGUGUCCCCUGUACCUGUACCUGUUUUCUAUUUGCUUUGUGCAUUCCAAUUAUUGCUCUAUUGUUUUUUUUAUUAUUAUUAUUUUUUGCAGCUUUUACGUUGACUUUUGCUUUUUUAUAAACUCUGCUUAUUGUAAAUAUUUGACACUCAGGACUCUUCACAGAAAACGAGCUUUGCAGCAUGUCUCCUUGUCUCCCUCACUUAACUUUUGCCAAAUUUUAUCUUCAUUUAUUUAAAGAGUUAUUUUCGCUCAUCAUAGUCAUCCCAGUGCAGAUGGUCUUUAAAUAAUUUGUGUAAAAAUAUGAAAUGGAUGAUAGUGUAAAUACAGAAAUUGCAUUGAUUUUUUUUUUUUGCAAAAUGCUCACCACAUUUUAUUUUUUAAUGACACAAGCCUUUGAGGGUGCAUUCAAAUGUCUAGUGGUAGCUAAUGACAAAAGAAUGUUUGUUCUCCCACUAAGCUGACUGCAGGGUGCACAUGCUGGAUACCGUUGGUGCUUAUUGCCCUCUAGUGGCAGUACAUGCACAGUUGGAUGCUGCACAAAUGUGUACUGUUGUGUACAAUACACAAAAUAGCUUUUCCUACUAUGUUCAUUUAUUUUUAAAGCACAAAAAUGACUGUAUCUUCCUAUGAUCUUGUCCAAAUGGAUUCCAGCAAUUUUCGGACCAAAUGUGAUAAAUGUAACCAAACCAAUAAGCGCAAAAAUGCUCCAAACAGUAAAAUAUGUUUGUCUCCGACA
Molecule: messenger RNA, 4287 nt
Organism: Stegastes partitus (bicolor damselfish)
Lineage: Eukaryota; Metazoa; Chordata; Actinopteri; Pomacentridae
Product: transcription regulator protein BACH1-like
Exons: 5
Coding region: 180-2366 (728 amino acids)
Biological process (GO): regulation of transcription by RNA polymerase II
Molecular function (GO): RNA polymerase II cis-regulatory region sequence-specific DNA binding; protein binding; DNA-binding transcription factor activity, RNA polymerase II-specific
Source: RefSeq, a predicted model, not a curated record